This is a messenger RNA of Leptopilina heterotoma, 758 nucleotides long. Its product is annotated as U6 snRNA-associated Sm-like protein LSm2. The record is from RefSeq and is a predicted model, not a curated record. Gene Ontology annotation, molecular function: RNA binding. Gene Ontology annotation, cellular component: P-body; Lsm1-7-Pat1 complex; U6 snRNP. The transcript has 4 exons. NCBI's taxonomy places the organism in Eukaryota, Metazoa, Arthropoda, Insecta, Hymenoptera, Figitidae. Gene Ontology annotation, biological process: mRNA splicing, via spliceosome. The coding region runs from base 188 to 475 and encodes 95 amino acids.
UAAGGAAUAACGAAAAUCGAAUAUAUGGACCGAAAACACGAAAUGACGAAACGUUUUGUUUGUUAAGUUUUGUUUAGAUCUUUUUUGAGAGAAAAAAAGUAGUUGAGUAAAAGAAAGUAAAUAAUUCUCUAGUUUACGUAGAUUUCUCGUUUUUUUAAUACAUCACAAGUACAACAACACAGAAAAAAUGUUAUUCUACUCGUUUUUCAAAUCGCUUAUUGGCAAAGAUGUUGUUGUCGAAUUAAAAAAUGAUCUCAGUAUUCAAGGAACGUUACAUUCGGUGGAUCAGUAUUUAAAUAUUAAAUUAACUGACAUCAGCGUCACGGAUCCUGAAAAAUAUCCUCACAUGAUGUCGGUGAAAAACUGUUUUAUCCGUGGAUCGGUCGUUAGAUAUGUUCAACUUCCUGGUGACGAUAUUGAUACACAAUUAUUGCAGGACGCAGCGAGAAAAGAGGCAGCGGUACAGAGUCGAUAAUGAUUUUUCUUUUUUUAUUAUUCAAAAAUAAUAACGUAAGCCGUAAAUUAUAUUUGAAACUAUUAUUAUUAUCAUCAUUAAUAUUACUUUUUCCAUAAAUUUUUUUUCUUUUUUUUUUUGUAGUUAAAACUUUGAAUAAUGAUCGUUUUUUUUAAAAAAAGGAGUUUUUUUCACUUGAAAGAAGAAUUCAGAAUUUACUUUUUAUUUUAUUUCACAAUUAGAAAAUGACGAGAAAUUAUUUUGUACUUUGUGUACGAAAAAAAUUAAACAUUUUGAUAUAAAA